CUUGACGAUUGUUGUUGAUAAUUCACUGUGGAACUCUUUUCUAAUAUCGUUUAGUGCCACUUCAUCAUCAUAUACUGCUUAGACCUCUAAACAGUUCUCUACUAUUUAUCCAUGCUUCUGGCAGUCAUUGCGUAGGCUCCAAUAUUUUUCCUAUUUUUGGAAAGGGGCAGGGGUACUUUUCUUAUGUGACAGGUCUAUGUCAUGUCGAUUGUUAAACAAAGCUGAACCUUCGUUGUGAUUCUGGAUUUGAAUAAGCUUGACAGACCUAAUCCUAGGACUUUCCUGCUGGCACAUGUGAGAUCAGGUUUUAUUAUCUAAGUAUUAGCAAGAACAAAGCCACUUCUAUGCUGUCAUAUUUAUUAUGUGCACUCAGUUCUGAUUUUUGAGUUUGUAUCUCUCUCUCUUUCUCUUUAUCCCUCAUAGGCUGCCUUUACAGUGAGAUUAUGAAUGACGCUUCAGCAUUGCAGAAGGUUGCACUACAGGAACAGUCCCCUGGCAGUGGCCAUACCUUGGUACCAUUACGCCAGCCAUAUAUGAGUGAGCCUUUUGCCUCAAGGCGUGUGUGCUUCUAUAAAAGUGGAGAUGCCCAGUUUAGUGGUUUGCCUGUGGUCAUCAACAACCGCACCUUCAAGACCUUUGAGGCACUGUUAGACAGCCUGUCCAAGCGUGUUCCACUGCCAUUUGGAGUCCGCACUAUUACAACACCACGUGGCCAUACAGCAGUCCGUUCUCUUGCUCAGCUUCACCAUGGCCAUUCAUACAUCUGCUCGGAUAAACGCACCGUCAAGCCCAUCAACUUGGAGCAAGCACGGCGCAAACCACCACGAUGGUACCAUGCCAGGCCUGUCAGCAGCAGGCAGCUCAGAAAGAGGCAGAGUCCUGGACAACGCAAUACGAGAAGAAACGAGCAUGCUGCCCUACUGCACACCCCAAAGAGGCUGGUGGUUUUCCGCAACGGAGAUCCAGAAGUCAAGCAUACACUUCUGCUGCAGAAGAGGACCACACAUUCUUUAGAAGCACUGCUUGAUCAUAUAUCUGAGGUCAUGUGCUUCCCUGUGCGCAGGUUGCACACACCAGAUGGAAGGAGGGUGGAUUCACUUCCUGCUCUGAUAUUAUGUUCGGGUGUAUUGGUAGCUGCUGGCCGUGAGCCUUUCAGAAAAGGAAACUAUGAUGUUCAAAAGCCCUUUGCGCCAACUUGGCUGCCAGCAAAAACUGUAGGAAGGCAGCAUCCUGUAACUAGUAAGUCUACCACUCUUUGUCCACUUUAAAUAGUGAAUACAGCCAGACUAUUUCAGAAAUUUUAAUCACCAUCACACACUCUUGUUAAAAUUGCAGGUUUUUGUGAUGAAACCAAGACUAAUCAUACCAGAUCUUUUCCACCUUUAAUGUGAUAUAGCAACCAACAAAAUUCAAGUGAAAAACAGAAAAAAAGAAAACUCUACAAUGCCUUGGUUAUGUAAAUGUGCACACCCUUUUAUAAUGGGCAUGUGACUGUGCUCAAAAUGAACCAAUCACAUUCAAACUCACAUUGAAAAUUAAUUAUCAUA
Messenger RNA from Ictalurus furcatus (blue catfish), 1547 nucleotides. RefSeq names its product oxygen-regulated protein 1. Gene Ontology annotation, cellular component: axoneme. The record is from RefSeq and is a predicted model, not a curated record. The coding region runs from base 444 to 1268 and encodes 274 amino acids. Gene Ontology annotation, biological process: axoneme assembly; photoreceptor cell development; intracellular signal transduction. The transcript is spliced from 2 exons. NCBI's taxonomy places the organism in Eukaryota, Metazoa, Chordata, Actinopteri, Siluriformes, Ictaluridae.